Molecule: messenger RNA, 1614 nt
Organism: Triticum turgidum subsp. durum (durum wheat)
Lineage: Eukaryota; Viridiplantae; Streptophyta; Magnoliopsida; Poales; Poaceae
Source: the annotation of a GenBank genome assembly
AUGGCGUCCGGCCCUCCCGGGAAGCUGUCGAGCUUUGAGCCCUCUCUGUGGGGUGAUUUCUUCAUGAGUUACGAGCCACAACCACUACAGAGCGAGGAAUGGAUGAUGGCGAGAGCUGAUAUACUGAAAGAGAAAAUCCACAUGUUGUUUCGGAGUUGCGAUGGGGUGUUGGAGAAAAUGUUCUUAGUGGAUUCACUCCAACAUCUCGGAAUUGAUCACCACUUUAAAGAAGAGAUUGACAAUAUGUUGAGCGAAAUCCUUGGGAGUGAAUUUAGUUGCUCUAGUCUCCAUGAGGUCGCUCUUCGAUUUCGCUUGCUUAGGGAGCACGGUCAUUGGGUAUCUCCAGAUGUCUUCAACAAAUUCAAAUGUGAAAGCGGGGUCUUCAACAAGGAUAUUACUUAUGAUACAAGGGGAUUAUUAAGUUUAUACAAUGCAGCUCAUCUUCUCAUCCAUGGUGAACCAGCACUAGAAAAAGCCAUCACUUUUGCAAAGUACCAUCUUGAAUCAAGGAUUGCGAGUCUCGAGUUCCCCUUAGCCAAGCAAGUUAAACGUGCCCUUCACUUGCCACUGCCAAGGACUUAUAAGAGGAUGGAAGCAAUACAUUACAUCUCGGAGUACAAAGAAGAGGAAUAUCACAACCCUGCUCUAUUGGAGUUUGCAAAGCUAGACUUUACCCUUCUACAACAUGUACACUUGAAGGAGUUGAAAGCUAUUAGUGGGUGGUGGAAUGAACUUUCCAGAUGCAUCGAGCUGACCUAUGUUCGUGAUCGUGUGGUGGAGAACUAUCUUUGGUCCCAUGUGAUGUUCUAUGAGAAAGACUACGAGCUCGCACGGGUGAUCGGUGCCAAAAUAAAUGUGCUACUUACCAUCAUGGAUGACACAUUUGAUGCCCAUGCCACCAUAGAGGAAUGUCGGAAGCUGACUGAAGCCGUACAAAGAUGGGAUGAGAGCGAUGUUUCUCUUCUGCCGGAUUACUUGAAGAAGUUCUUUGAUGAACUGUUGGCAAACAUUAAGGAGUUUGGGAGUGAAAUGGCAAAGAAUAACAACUACGAGAUUGCCUACAUCAAGAAACAGUUCCAAAAACAGUUCAUUUAUUAUCUCCAAGAAGUCGAAUGGUUGCACCAGAAUCACAAGCCGAGCUUUGAAGAGCUAGUGAAUCUGACCUCCAUGACCAUAUGUGUACCAACAGUAUGUGUGUGUUUUCUUGUUGGCAUGGGCGAUGCAAUGCCCAAGGAAACACUCGAGUGGGUAGCUGGUUUCCCUGAUGUCGUCAUGGCAUGCGCAAAGCUUACAAGGUUCAUGAAUGACAUCGCUUCAUUUAAACGUGGAAGAAGCAAGGUAGACGCAACGAAUUCAGUAGAGUGGUACAUCGCGGAGCAUGGGGUCACGAGGGAGGUCGCAGUUGCCACGAUCGAGUCACUCAUAGAAGACGAAUGGAGAAGCCUAAAUCAAGCUCGCUUUGGGAACCGAGUGCUGCUCCCCGCAGUGCAGCGGGUUAUCAGAUUCGCUGUUAGUAUGCCGUUAUACUAUGGUGGAGGGAACGAUGCAUUCACAUUCAGCAAGCAUCUUCACAAGACUAUUGAGGCCCUCUUUGUCAACCCCAUUCCCAUCUAG